AUGGACACAAGGCAUCACCGCCUUGAAGUGCGCGCGGCGCUCCCUCUGCGGCUCGCCUCGCCGCCUACGGACUCGAGUAUCGUCCUGGACGAUGCGCUGGAUGAAGACGCGUAUCUCAAGACGCUCGAGGAGACGCUGCGGCAGCACGUGGCCCGUCACGAGCAGCCAUUUCUCGUGCUAAGUGCGACUCAAGUCCACCUCUUGGCAGCGCGUCUGCACGACGCACUUGUGCCACGACGGGACGACAGUACGCACUUAAUUGAAGCCUGGACGAUCCAGCCCCAGCUGCAGCUCAAGGUCAAGGCGAGCGCACACAUUCCCGUACUUAAGCUGUCGACGAUCCUGCGAGAAGUGCGACGGCUGCGCGUGCAUCAGCCGUCGCAGCAAUUGGCUACGGAGGUAGUGGAUGAGGACGAGCAUCGAGUUCCUAUUCAAGUGGAGAUUUUCCCGUCGCUCAAGGUCGUGGAAGCGCUGAAUACGGACGUGACGGAGCUCAAGCACGUGCACUUUUUUGCCAGCCAGUUGCGGGAGCUUCAUAUUGAGCACGCGAACGCAACGGCGUUGAAGCAGUUGCUGUCUCCCGAACGGGAGAUUCCGUGGAGGAAGCUGCUCAAGAUGCACAUGAACUGCUGCGCACUGGAGCGCGUAGACGCGUCGGUGAAUUUUCUCCGAGCCGUUAAGAUUUUGGAUCUCGGGUGGAACAAGAUUGACAAGUUUGACGCUCACGUGACGACGAGAUCGCUUGAAGUGCUGAAGCUGUGUCAUAACCGACUGACGCAAGUGCCGCCUAUUCAGGCGCUGCGUGGGCUGCGGGAACUGGAUCUGGCGGUGAACCGGAUCACGUCAUUGAAAGGGAUCGAGACGCUGACGGCGCUGGAACGACUGGACUUUUCGCACAAUUUCAUCGACGAUAUCACGGAAAUGGAGUUGUUGACUGGGCUGUCGAAACUCACGUAUCUCAAGAUGGAGUUCAAUCCGAUUGCUCGGCGACCAGACUAUCGACGAGAGGUGCUGUUCUACUUGGGCGAGCCAAUCGAGCUAGAUGGCAACCGCUGGAGCGACGCUGAGGUGAGCAGCAUGAAACACCGCCGCAUGUUGGUGAUGCUGGAUGAUGCAAGUCCGCAUAACGCCGUCGGAGGUAAAAGUUGGGGGCAGUCGCAAAGCGUCUCGGUGUACCCUAGAGCUGUUAUACAAAGUGGCAAUGCAGUAAAGAAUUUAAAGCUGGUGCUGGAGUAUCCUCGUCUCCCUCCAUCAUGCACUGUUCCCGCUAAGUUUGUUGACAUCCAAAACCCGCCAUCGGCAUUUCCGACGAAAAGCAAUCAAUCUCAAAGUGGAGAUGGUGGCGAGACAGAGGGUGAAGACGUCGGCCUCUGGUCACCAAGGAACAUUCCAGGUGCUCAAGAUGCUGGAGUGUUACCUCGAACUGUUGACGAUUACCUCAGAACACAGCGCGGUGCUGUUGUGCGAACUGUGGAACAAGGACGCAACGAGCACAACAUGGCGACUGAAGAGCGGGACAGCGUGGACUUUACAUCAGGGCGAACCCGGGUGCCGCAUUUCGACUAUACGGCGAGUGCAUUCAAGCGAGACUUUAAGGAAAAAGAGUUGUUCGCGCGGAAAGACAAAGAUAUGGACAACGUCAAUCUACUCUCUGUGCGUUCGACUUCGCGAAGUCGGGUGUCUACUUCUCAGAAACUUGGACGGAGUGUCAGUGCCCGAGUGCUGCUAAGUGCAAAAGAGGCUGUGGAGCUUGGCUUACAUUUCAACCCUGAGGGCGUCCCGGCAAAUGUAAUGGUCAAGCCUCAAGAGGUGGUUGAAGACCUGAUUGUCAAUGAUGGAAACGACCCACUCACUAUCACACGGUGGCUCCCUAAUGUCGCCGCUAUUGGCACGUCGAUUCUAUCGAGCAGUAUGAAGAUAAAGCUGCGGUCGCGCGUACCAUCAGCAUCUACGAACGCUGCGUAUCAGUUCGGCUCAGCUACUUCGCUGGAAGCUUUGCUUUCACCACUGGUUGCAUAUCUGUUCCAGCAAUACAAUGGCUGCAUUGUGAUCUGCAACUGUGCAAAUUGUAGGUCUCUUUCGCUACUCACGCCUGAGCAAAGGAAAGCUGGCGACUCGCCAACGGUUUACACGUGCCUUCUGUGCGCGAGCUGUAACGUGCGCGAAGUAUCGUUCAAGAAAUUUGUCGCGCUUUGUGCGAAUGAAGGAAUCACUAUACCACAUACCAUACCGCUGACUUUGCCACCGUGGGAAGCAACUACGGAAGGGUUUUAUAUUGAAGAGCCACCACCUGCCGACCCAGCUGCCGGCACGAGCGCGUGUGAGUGCAUCAUGGUUUGUUGCAAUGGCAUCCGCGAAGUCACAGCUGCUUCCGCGAAAUCAGAUACGAGUGACGAAGUGCACAGUGAUGAAUGGAAUGAUGUUGUUGUGCACGCUGUGACCAUGGCGAUGCGGUGA
Molecule: messenger RNA, 2457 nt
Organism: Peronospora matthiolae
Lineage: Eukaryota; Oomycota; Peronosporomycetes; Peronosporales; Peronosporaceae
Source: the annotation of a GenBank genome assembly